AUGAUUGACGAUAUGAUCACUGCGAAAAGUUUCAGUCAGGACAUUCUGGAUAAGGCUGAAACGCUCAAGUGAGUCCUUUCCUCGAUGUUUUUCUAUUGCCCUUUCUUUUUCAGAAUUUCCAUUCCACUAAUUCCAAAAGAGCUCGAUUCGCCGUUCUUUUUUGCGCGAUUCUUGACGGCCAACAGUGGAGACGUCGAGAAGACCCAUCAGAAGAUUCUUCAGCUUCUGGAGCACAGAAAACUGCUGGGAUACCACGAAAUAAGCGAUUUGGAGAUAUUCACUUCAAUCGACAUUGGAAAAGACUGUUUCGAGGUAUGAUAGAUCGAAGAUCCUUAACAAAAAAAGUAGAGAAAAGGAAUCUGCAGAGAUUCAACAUUUCACAACUGGAUUACGAGGUCACUUCGAGGAAUGUCCACGUGUUUGUACAGAAGAUGGAGGGAACGGACAUCAAAGAAAUCCUGAAGAUCAUGCCGUUGAGCUACGUCAUUCAUUCGUACUUUAUGCUCCAGGAAAACUUCUCUAGAGCCAUGGCUCACACGGAACGGGCUACUGGGAACACUUCGUCAGUCGUUUGCAUUCUCGACUUGAAGGGACUCAACCUCGUCGAUUUUAUGAACCCGUUAUCAGGUCCUGCUCAGUUGGCGAGGCUCGUCGUGCAAGUGUGGGCUGAGUAUUUCAGUGAGCAUGUAAGUUAUCACACUGCAUUCUCACAUGCAUCAGACAAUGAUUUUUCCAGUUAUGCAAACUGCUGCUGAUCAACCCACCGGGAAUUAUCUCUGUGAUGUGGCAAGUCACGAAACGUCUAGUCGAUCCCAAGACUGCUGAGAAGCUGGCGUUCUUGAGCAAUGUUGAAGACUUGAAAAAGUAUUUGGAGCCCGGGGCGAUUCCAGUCGAGUAUGGAGGCACUUAUCGAGACGAUUCGGGGUACGCGCACCCUCCAGAAGGUGUUUGCAAACCGCCGAAACGUAUUGCAAAGGACGAAUACAAAGCGCAAGAGCAUAUUUGGAUAGAAAAUGGCAUUCUGAAAGCGCCGAAAGGCAAGGGUCUCUCGAUCAAAUCGUUUCAAACAGCCGAAUACACAGUGUAAGUGUUAAAUUGUAAUUGGUUGUUCGGAAUCGUGACGGUAAGACAAUUGUUCUUUCUUUUCAGUAAAACAUCGACGACCGGCAAACUGGUUUGGAGUUACACGACGAGUGGAGACGUUGACUUCGAGAUAGUGCGGAGAGACGCUGGCAAGGAAGUGGCCAUCUGGCCGAAGAUCACCAUCACCAGCCUCAAGGUGAGUCCGGCGUUCCACCCGUCACUCACGGUCCUUUUCAGCUGCCCGAGUACGGAGAAAAGACGGUGGCGCCGGGGGAGUACAUUCUAAAGUUCACGAACCCAUCGAAUACGUGGUUCCCCGUGAAGAUCACAUGCGCUGCCGAGAUUUUGAAUGAAUAA
Caenorhabditis sp. 36 PRJEB53466 is the source of this 1440-nucleotide messenger RNA. NCBI's taxonomy places the organism in Eukaryota, Metazoa, Nematoda, Chromadorea, Rhabditida, Rhabditidae. The record is from the annotation of a GenBank genome assembly.